Messenger RNA from Scomber scombrus (Atlantic mackerel), 3294 nucleotides. It is a transcript of the gene tmem132a, whose product is annotated as transmembrane protein 132A. The record is from RefSeq and is a predicted model, not a curated record. The coding region runs from base 1 to 3294 and encodes 1097 amino acids. The transcript has 15 exons. Lineage: Eukaryota; Metazoa; Chordata; Actinopteri; Scombriformes; Scombridae.
AUGGCGGACGAUGGAGGACGCUACUGCGCAUCCAUUGGGAACAAUUCAGGGUUCAGUUUCUUGCCCAAGGACACUCCGACAUCCAGACUGGAGGAGCUGGGAAUUGAACUGUCUGGUUUUUCUCCAGACGUGACGCUUGGCAAUCUCUUGGUUUCAUCAGACCAGAGAAUCUUGUUUCUAAUGGUUUCCUGCUAUUUGAACAAAUCUUUUUUUUAUACUCCUUCACCUUCAUCCUUCUCUUUGUUUCCUUCAGUCCCUCCAACUCUGCUCCAGCCUCCUCUCCCUCUCUCCUUGCCGGUCCACAUGUCAGUCAUCCCUCCUACCUGGCAGUUCCUCCCUCUGUCCCAGGCAGAGCUGGGCCCUCUCUUCUCCAACUCCACCCCCUUCUCUUCCUCCCAGAGCAUUUUCAUGGUGCCCCCACCCAGCCAGUCUACCAGACCAGGCCUUCAGGCCUCAUUUGGCCCUUACUCAAUCACACAGCUCAUAUCAGAGCCUGCCCUCCCUCUGUCUCCUCCCUUGUCAGCCUCCCUUCUCUCAGAGCAUGUGGAGAAAGAUAGGGAUGACCAAGGGCAGGACACGUUCAGUGUGAGGGUUCUGUUUCACAAUCAUGGUGACACUAGCACCAGAGGGACCUGUAUUACCCUGCAUGCAUUCAAGGAGACACAGGAGCACAAAGCCUCUUGUAUCACAGAGCCUCCUCUAGGACUUUGCGUGAUAACUCUGACACUGCCCAGUGACUGGUUCAAAAAUCAACACACCAACCAAUCAAAUCAAGAUUUGGACAAGUGGAUCAGUAACAUUAAAUCCCGUCGGCGGGUGCAAAGGGGGCAGAGGGAUGGACAUCAUCACGGCACCGAAGGGGAUGUUCCACGGGCCCUCAGAUACCAACGAGGCCCUGCGAGAAACCAAAUACAGCUGUAUUACUCCUCUUUCGACACAAUGGACAACCGAAAGCUUACACAACCUGGAUGUGUAGAGGACAGAGUGGAUCAGUCUCAGAGGCAGCUGUUCCAUAUCAAAGCAGUGACCCUGAGGGAUGUGGAGGAGGAAGAGAAGGAAAGGGGGAACAGCAGGACCAAAGAAGAAGUAGCCUGUUUGAACAUGCAGGAGGAGGAAGAGCUUAAUUUGGACCCACAUGUCCUGAUUCGCUAUCACAGGGGGCCAGUCCUGAUAGGACAGCCAAUCAGGGUGUCUGUGAAUCUGAGAGCUAACUUCAGCUCUGAAUUUGUUGUCAUCAGGCUGAAGGUGAAAAAGGGAUUGGUGUCCAUGGUGGCCCAGCGAACUCUGACCUCUGAACUGUGGGCAGUGACCCUGGAAAGAAGCCAAGGCUCAAAACAUGAUGUGGUGUCCAUCCUCUGCCACAAACACAGCACAAUCAAACACAUACACAAUCCAGCUGUCCUCCAAACAGUGGUGUGUCUGUCAGUUGAUGGCCUGAGACGAAGUUUUGGUGUUGCAAUGACUGUGUCAGCUAACUGGUGGGUGGAGUACUCUGCGAGUAGUAACCCUACAUUGCCACAUGGGGCUGCAAUGAGUUUCUUCUCAUUCACUGAUCGACAGAUUUAUGGCAUUGCUCCCAUAACAGAGAGCAACACAAUCAUCAACACAGCAAUACUGACUAACCAGCCAGUGUCACUUCCUGUCAUUGUGCUGUCUAUAAGUCAUGAUGGGAAGGUGUCAGAUGUCACCUCUGCAGUCAUGUGUCACUCAACUAAUGAGAACAUUGUCAAGGUCUCCAGUGAUUGCUCCACCGUCUUUGUGGAUGGCAGUGAAUCAGGUGUGGGCAACACCUGUGCAGUGGUGGAGUUUCUACUGGGCGCACUCAGUGGCUCUCUGUGUCUAGAGGUGUGGGCUCCUUCGGUGCCUCUGCGUGUCUCCUUGGCAGACCCCAUUCUUAAUGCCAUCGAUGGCUGGCACCACUUCACAGACAAAGGGUGUGUGCCAGUUUAUCAGCGCUCCUCAGUCCAGGUUCUGACUCAGUUCACAGCUCAGGACUCCCAGAGCAGAACCACACACCUCCUUGGCUCAACUGAUUGGUUUGUGGAUGUGACAGAGCUGGUCCUUAACUGGCUGAGAGUAGAGGACCCGCGAGUAGCUUCUCUUGGCACCCAGAACAACCUGAUUGGUUUACGGCCUGGAAAGACAUCUCUCCAUGUCGUUUCUAAGCAUUGGGAUGGUGUGUUGGGCAGCUGUGACAUCAGUGUUACCUCUGACACUGUUUCCCCCGGUGACCUGUCUGUGCAGGUGGUCAGUGGCCUUGGCAUGUCAGUCAAGGCCAGCCCCACCCAUCCCUCUAUCAUCACAACAACAGUGACAGCCUACAACAUCCUCUACAACUAUCACCAGGAGGCGUCCAUCAGCAUUUGGCUCCAGUUCAGCGAUGACACUGCCUCCCUCCUCUCCUCCUUCAGCGACCUUCCCUUUUUCUUGCACCUCUCCUCAUUGGCUGAAACCGUUGUCGUGGUGACACCUGGCCCAAGCCAAUGCGUCUUUGCCCAGGGUGAUGGAGGAGGGCCUCUACUCCGUGCAGAGCUUCUGGUUUCAUCAUGUGUUGACCAGUCGACCUCUUCAAACUCUAUCAUUGAGGGCCAAAUGGAUAUGACAGACACUGGAGGAGGGCGUGGGACAAGGAAGCUGGCGAGGGGAUCUGGUUGGAUAAGAGUUAACUUGGACUUGGGCUCCCUCCAGCCACUAGGAAACAAAGAUAAAGCAGAAGAAGAAGAAGAAGAAGAGGAGUUUGACUUCGAUAUUUCAGACAUGCUGGUUGAGUCAGACAGUGAUGUCUACUCAUCUAACUUUGAUGAGGGUGGAGAAAAUGUAGAGAGUGAGAAUUUAAGCAGUAGUGAAUACUAUAACAAAAUUAGUGGGGGAAUGGUGAGUCGGAACAAUCUGGAAAGAGCUGUGCUGAUGCCAAGCCAGGAGGAGGGUACUGUGUAUUUCUCCCCAAGCCAGGAGAAAUCAGGAGAGAGAGAGGAGGAGGAUGAGCAGGGUGCUCGAGAGCUGGUGGUCGGCGUGGGCACCAUCCUUUCUCUGCUCUGUCUCUCUGCCGCCCUCUUCCUGGCAAACUGCCUCCCCUGUGCCCUCUGUGAAAGGAGGAGGAAAACAGUAGAGGAGGAGAGAGAAGAACAACAACUUGAAGCAGGCACAAAGGAAGAAGAGGAAGAGGAGCACAAGAAUAAAGAGGUAGACAGGAAGUUGGAGGACAGGAAGGAGACUGAAGGUGAAGACAAGCCAAAGCAGGAACAGGUGGAGAACAAUAAAGAAGACGUGAAAGAAGUAGAGAUCGUUUGCUGA